GGCAGAUGGACAAUAGUAGGAUGAACUCCUUCUUAGAGUAUGCAAUUUGUAACCGUGGGACGAGCGCCUACUCGCCCAAGGGCUACCACCACUUAGAGCAAGGCACAGCUUCCUUCCCUGCCUGCUCAGGUACCCCUGCCAGUGACAGCUACCACGGAGAUGGGCGCCUGGGAGCAGGGGGGAGCACAGCUGCGCCCAGCCACCUCCCCCAGCAGAGCCCUGGCUACCACCCCACGCCCUCCUCUGGCCUUGCCAUCCCCUUCCCGGGCGCUGCCUCCGCAGGGUACCCGCCCCAAGCCUACAACCCGAGCUACGGGCAUCCCCACUUCUACCUCGGCCAACAGGACGCGGAUGGUGCCUACUUCCAGGCACCGGGGUAUGGCCUCAACGCCGGAUCUAACCUCAGCUCCUUGCCAGAGGGCUACUGCGGGGCAGUGGCUGCCCCCGGGCAGUACCAGCAGCACUCGUAUGGGCAGGAGCAGCCAGGCUACUUGCCGGGGGCUUACAGCGGCCUCUCGCCUUCUCUAAACGAAAGCAAGGACCACGCGUGCCCAUCCGAGCAGUGCCCCACCACCAGCGCCACGCAGACCUUCGACUGGAUGAGAGUGAAGCGGAAUCCCCCCAAGACAGGUGGGUCUAUAGCAUCCUCUCCAUCCAACGGGUGGGGGCAGAGGCUUGGAGGGGUUUCCCCCGAGGGAGGGAGGUCGAACCCCGGGGUAACAAGGGGUGGUGCACAGCAGCAGAGCCCGGCGCUGGAAAUACGCAUCCGAAGCAGCGAAUCGCCCUUGCAGGCCCAGACUUUGUCUGUGGUAGGAAAUGAUCCGGGUUUCCUGCCCCUCUUCCAUUGCCCUCAUUCUUCAGCUUCCUUCCCUGCGUGUCUCCUCAGCCCUCCCUCCCCCAGAACACCCCUGGAAAAGUCUCCUAAAAGUCUCCAGCUCAGGCGGACCCUGGGGCCGGCUGGAAAGAGGGCUCUUUGGAAAGGACCAAGUGAUGGGUCCUAAGGGUGGCUCGGGGGCAGGGCAGGUUCUUGGGAUGGAGGGUGGCUGGCUGAUGGAUGCAGGGAGCUGGAGA
Messenger RNA from Gavialis gangeticus (Gharial), 1071 nucleotides. Its product is annotated as homeobox protein Hox-B1-like. Lineage: Eukaryota; Metazoa; Chordata; Crocodylia; Gavialidae. The record is from RefSeq and is a predicted model, not a curated record. Gene Ontology annotation, molecular function: DNA-binding transcription factor activity, RNA polymerase II-specific; RNA polymerase II cis-regulatory region sequence-specific DNA binding. The transcript has a single exon. Gene Ontology annotation, biological process: regulation of transcription by RNA polymerase II. The coding region runs from base 6 to 1001 and encodes 331 amino acids. Gene Ontology annotation, cellular component: nucleus.